Messenger RNA from Pelmatolapia mariae (spotted tilapia), 5598 nucleotides. It is a transcript of the gene tbc1d32, whose product is annotated as TBC1 domain family, member 32. The coding region runs from base 98 to 4015 and encodes 1305 amino acids. The record is from RefSeq and is a predicted model, not a curated record. The transcript is spliced from 34 exons. Gene Ontology annotation, cellular component: trans-Golgi network. Lineage: Eukaryota; Metazoa; Chordata; Actinopteri; Cichliformes; Cichlidae. Gene Ontology annotation, biological process: Golgi to plasma membrane protein transport.
GUUAACACUGGACGUUUCCAUAGAGAUACAGUUGUGGAUGGCAAAGCGCUAGCUCGAUGAAGCUCUUUUAUAUGCACAAAGACAAGCAGUAGCAGAGAUGUCUGAGUUGUUUGCUGAGGAUGAGGUUGAGUUGCAGUCCUUGGUUAAGCAGUUUCUGAGAAGCAUCAGUGACAAGAUCUCUAGUGCUCCUUCACCUGAAUGUGCUGAAGAGAUCCUUCUUCACCUAGAGGAGACUGACAAGAACUUUCACAAUUAUGAGUUUGUAAAGUACCUCCGUCAAUAUGUGGAGAACGCUUUAGGAUCUGUGGUUGAAGAGGAAACAAACAACUUGACCAGAGAAGAUGGACAACAUGCAACUGGCUCGGGACACGACACUCUGAUUCACGCAGUGACAGAAAGGACUAGAUACUCAGCUGAGUACCAGCAGAUGAUACACACCUUAAAAAACACCAUGAUAACAGUUGUGGAGUCUUUAAAAAACAAGUCUGAGGAGGACCAGCUGAGAAAGGAGGAGAUGCACCAAGAGAAGCAGCAUAGGCAGUCCAACAUCCAGUUCACUGACAACUGCUCUGACAGUGGCUCGUCCUUUAGUCAGAGUUAUGGAUUCUUUAGACAAGAGCAGCUGCAAAUUUUGGCUGAAAAGCUUGACUCCAGCAAGCCCAAAGAGGUGCGUUGGGAGGCUCUGAAGGUCCUCUGCCGUGCUCCUACAUCUGAUGUGCUUAGCUGUGAGAGCUGGAGCAGCCUGCGUCUGAACCUCUGCGUAGCUCUGAGCGAGCCGGAUCCCGACCUCAGCGAUAAUGCGCUGCGAUUCUUUGCUAAAAGCCUCUCAUCCUCUCCUCUGAAUGUGACACGAGAAAUUUACACAAGCCUGGCUAAAUCUGUGGAGUCAAGUUUUCUGUCCCAUAAGCUGAGCUUUCCAAGUGGCUCAGCUACCAUUGACAUUAACAGGCCUGAGAUCAGUCAUCUCCUCAAGCAGAUUCGACUGAUGAAUGAUUUUCAAAAGGAGGUGACUAACUUCUGGAUACGUCAUCCAGAGAAAUACAUGGAAGAAGUUAUAGAAAACACCUUUUCCCUGCUGUCCUUCCAUCACGAACAUGGCUCACCAGGAACUGAGAGAGUCCUGGAACCAGUUCACUUACUGGCUUUACUGGAUAUAAAAGCCACUUGGUUUAAAAAGUGGAUGCAUGGCUACUACAGCAGGGCUGUGAUUCUCAGACUCCUGGAGAGAAAAUACAAGUCUGUGGCUGUAGCAGCUCUUCAGCAGUGCAUCAAGUACAAUGAGUCCUGUGAACGUUUCACAAAUGACACAACUGAGUCAGAGGAGCAGCGGAGCAUUGGUUUGGUACAGAGGAGUGUUUAUUCUGGAAAAGAGCUCGAGUAUUGCUGCUUUGUUCACUCUCUGUGUGUCCUAGGGAAGCUCAUCAUCUACACCAAUGGAAAAAAGCUUUUUCCCAUCAAAAUAAGGAAAUACAAAGAUCCUGUUACCCUGACAGACCUCGUUGUCAUCCUGCUUAACAUAAUGUAUAAACACCCUAGACCUCUGGAUGGGGAUUGCUCACACGCAGGUUCAGACGUCCUGUCGCCCAGCACCCUUGUGAUGGAGGCGCUUUGGAUGCUAUGUGAACAGACAGAAUGCGCUACAGAGUGUCUCUAUCAGACUCCAGUUAUAGAGAAGCUACUAGCUCCUGUUAUAGCGCUGCUCAAUGGACAGAAGGCUGAGUUAAAGUCUCCUGCAGCAACCCUGAGUCUCAUUGCAGAUAUUCUGGCUCGUAUUGCAAACACAGACAGAGGAUUAGCGCUCUUCUUAUUUGAGAAGAAUCUCGUUGCAGCCCACAGUGAGAGGACCUUUGCUGCUCAUAUCAUCGUACAGUUCACCCAGAGGCUGCUCGACAAGGAAUUGCCAUCAUUGUGUGAAUCUGAUAUGCCCCAUUCAUUAUGUGGAGCCUUUAUUUUAGUUUGUCGGCAGAUGUACAACACCUGCGAUGGUCUGCAGGUUCUACGACCCUACGGCCUGCACAAAGCUUUAGCUGCUGCGUGGAAAAAGACCAGCUCGCUGUCAGAAAGGGUUCAGACUCCAGUACCUGGAGCUGGCGCUGGAUCAUCUACCCAAGAGCUGCAGAACAUACUCAUUUGGGAGGAGACAUUAUUGGACAGUCUGUUGAAUUUUGGUGCCACUCCAAAAGGCCUUUUGCUGCUCCAGCAGACAGGAGCCAUUAAUGAAUGUGUCUCCUACAUGUUCUCUCGCUUUACCAAAAAACUUCAGGUGAGCAGCUGCGAGAAGUUUGGCUACGGGGUGAUGGUGACACAGGUGGCAGCAACUGCUCCGGGAGUUGUGGCUCUGCACAGUUCAGGCUUUAUUCGGGCCCUGGUACUAGAGCUGUGGUCUGUUCUUGAGUGCAGCAGUGACGACGUCAGAGUGGUCCGUCCCAAACCAACUCCCAUUGACCCCAUAGAUAGGAGUUGCCUUAAGUCCUUCCUGUACUUGGUCAACCUCCUCUCCUCUUCCCAGUCAGUGUGGGAGCUGCUGGGCCGGCAGCCUUUGGCCAACAAAAGCGAAUACACCUUGAGGGAGAUGCCAACCUCCAUACCUGAUUUGAUUGACAGACUGAUUGCCGUGAAUUCGGAUGUGAAGAUUCAUUCUCUCUUCCGCUAUGAAGAGAGUCACACAUUCGGCCUGAGACUACUUAACGUGCUCUGCUGUAAUCUGGACUCCUUUCUGCUGUUGGAGAGCCAAUAUAACAUCUGCUCCAUGUUGCUGCAGAGUCAAAUGCGGAACGUCACUGACCCAGACUCCAGUGAGGGGACUAUCAUCAUAGACAGUCUGUCAGUGGAGAGGAACCAUGUGCUGGUUCGUGUUAGUGUCAUUGGAGGACCAUCUGAGAGGAGGCUCCCUCCUCGAGACUUGCAAGAGGGAGAAGGAGAACAUCCUUACCCCUGGCCCUGGUUUUCAUGCUAUCCCGUACCUCGCUGCUACACUUUGGAUCCACCAGACAUCCUACAUACCUCACCUGUCCUUUGUCUGUCUUCAGACUCCGAGAUCAGUGCGUUUCUGUCUUCAUGGAAAGAUCCAAAGAAUGACGGAAGCUGGAUGGAAGCCUGCCGAACGUUGUACUGUAAAGUCAUGGCGUCAAAACCCAACGUGUUAACUGGAAAGGUGCUGGCUGACCUUCUGGAGAAAGUUGUGGCCCAUCUAUCCAAUUCUGCUUCAGAGUGCUUCUUCUCUCCAGCUCGGUACAAAGCAGAGGAGAAGACUGUGAAGAAUGCCGUAUUAUCAUCUGUGGAACAGCUGGGAAUCAACACCUGUCUGAAGUAUGGGAUUUACCUUAGGCUUCUGAAGGAAGAAGCUGCAAAUGACCUAGCUCUGCUAAUGAAGCAUGUGAAGAUCUUCUUGUCCACGCAGAGAGUUAAAACUUCAUCAGAACUCAUAACUCACCAGGAAGGUUAUCCAGGUCAUGACUGGUUAGCCUCUACAGUGUUCCUCAUCAUGGCCGGAAACAUGGAAAAGUCUUUAUGUUUGUUAGUCAGUCUCUCCUCUCUGCUCACCUCUGCCUUCAUCUGGCCAGCCAGGAUACAUGCAUCGAUCCAUUUUCCUAAGGAAGUGGCUGAAUCAGGAAUCCCUCCUGUCUACUGGUGCACAGCUCACUACGUGGAGAUGCUGCUGAAAGCUGAAGUUCCUCUAGUCCACUCUGCCUUCAAGAUGUCUGGUUUCACCCCAUCACAGAUGUGCCUCCAUUGGCUGACUCAGUGUUUCUGGAACUACCUGGACUGGACAGAGAUCUGCCACUAUAUUUGCACCUGUGUGGUGAUGGGUCCUGACUACCAGGUUUACAUGUGUGUGGCCAUAUUUAAGCACUUGCAACCAGACAUCCUGCAGCACACACAGUCCCAGGAGCUACAGGUCUUCCUCAAAGAAGAGCCAAUCCAGGGCUUCAGUUUUACCAACCACCUGGAGUUUAUGGGUGUCCUGGAGCACAAAUACAGGGACAUUGUUCUGACUGAUAUGAAAAUGAUUUGAAGUUGAUUUGAAGGCAAGGGAAAAUUAUUCGAUUGUUAUCAAAACCCAGCAUAGAUCAACUGUUAAAAGUAUAUUACUGUCAAAACAUCACAAAAAACCCACUAAAAGUCAGGCGUGUUCAGUAAAAUUAGAUUAUAAGGCAGGUCUUACUGUCACUAAAUCUCAUGAAAGUCUAAAACCACCAAUAACUGUUUCAUGGCAGUCUCAUUUACAUUGACUCAGUGCCUCAUACGGCAUCCUGGUAACAAAGAAAUUCACUAGCACACCAAAUAUGUGACAGUCUGCUUCUGAAAAUAGUCCAGCAGAUGAUUGAUUGCUUGCUUGAUUGAUUGAUACAGAAAGCUACAGCUCUUCUUUUGUUGAUAAUCAAAACAAUCCAAAACACUUUUUUUUCUGGUAAGCUAACAAAACAGGUUUUUCUGCAGGUUGCAAUUGUAUAAUAUAUUUUUGUUUAUUAUGUAAAUAAUGUAAACAGCUGUUGGAAGAUUCAGUAAUUGCAUUUAGGAAAUGUUUGAUGUUUUUUGGUUAUUUAUUGUUUUUCCAACACUAUAAAUAUAUCUGAGUAUUUAAGAUCGUUUGUAUUUGUUCAGCAAGAAUCUCUUCUUCUGGGUUAUUAAAGGUAUCUCAUGUCACAAUGGCAGCUUUGUUUCUGUUUUUAUUUAUAUAGUCUAGUAUAACUUGUGUUCUCUCAGAUACACUUGAAAAAAAAAAACUGGGGGAUAAGGAAAGAGGAAUUGUCUGUGGCCACCAGCUGUAAAAAUCUUUCCCUUUUUGGGGGUUGUCUUGUUGUUGACCCUCCAGGGCACCUGUUGUCACUUUUAUUUGCUCUAAAGCAGUUUAUUUAGAGUUACAAUGGUUUUAGUAUUAUUAUUAGUAGUAGUAUUAUCAAUCUUUGGCUCUUGUCCACAGCUUGUGUUUUUUUGUUUUGUUUUGGGGGUUUUUCCUGCCUUCCUUCCCUCACAAUCAACCAGUCAUGACAGAUGGCUGCCUCUCCCCAAGCCUCGUUCUACUAAAGUUCCUUCCUGUUAAAAUGAGUUUUUCCUUUCUGCUAUCACCAAGCGCUUGCUCAUAGAGCCCCCUUUCCAUUAGUACCAACUCGGAUCGACUAGCCACAGUUUUCUGGGUUUUCCAUUAGAUCAUAGUACCUGCUUGGCCAGGGUUCCAGGCGAUCUUAGCAGGUAUUAAAAUGCAACGUUGUUAGACUGCAUGCCACCGAUUGGCUGGUCAGUGUAGUCACUCAAUGAGCCAGCUUAUCAUUCAUGAAAAUCAAAACUGCGCUUUUUGAAACCCGGCAAUGAGUGAAAUGGUUUUUUAAAAAAACAACAACGCUGUGGUCCCCAAGUAUGACAAAAAGCCACAGAACGAGCAGCAGGUAUAUCGUCAUCUCAACGUCCAUCUUUGUUUACUUCACAUACUAAUUGCGUCAUAGGAUGCUCGGCCGUGUUACUAUGACGACCACGCGCAUUAGGUGGUACUUGAUUGUAAUGGAAAACCAGUCAAUCCGAGUCGAGUUUAUCCGGUUGAGUACUAAUGAAAAAGGGGCUAUAAAGCACUUUGAAUGUUGUUGUCAUUUGGGGCUCCAU